GUGGAUCUAUACCUUACAAAUCAUUGGUUGCUUUCUCAUCCAAAAACUGAAAACAGAGAUAAGAGGAUAAGGCCACGUGGCAAAAACCCAAUUCCUCUUCUUGCCACUCCCCGUUACCCACACAACACAAAAACUCAGUUUUCUUUCUCCCAUUCAAACGCCAUGGCAUCUCCAACACUAAUAACACCAUCAUCCACACCCAAAUCGCUCUCACCCAUCAAACCCAAACCCACCAUUGUCGCCACUCUCACUCCACCCGCCGCCACCGCCACCACCCACCCACGCCGCCGUGAAUUCUUCUCCAUCACGGCCUCUCUUCUCUCCGCCACGUGGCUGCUUCCCUUGACUCCUGCACUCGCAGCUUCAGACGAAGAGUAUGUAAAGGAGACAGAGGAAGUGAUCAACAAGGUGAGGUCAACCAUAUCAAUGGACAAGAAUGAUCCUAAUGUGGCAACUGCAGUUGCUGACUUGAGAGAAAGCUCAAACUCAUGGGUGGCAAAGUAUAGGAGAGAAAAAGCGCUUUUGGGAAGGGUUUCCUUCAGGGACAUGUAUUCAGCACUGAAUGCUGUGUCGGGUCACUACAUUAGUUUUGGACCAACUGCUCCUAUUCCUGCAAAACGAAAGGCAAGGAUCUUGGAGGAAAUGGACACUGCCGAGAAGGCUCUUCAAAGGGGUAGAUGAGGAAUUUUAUUUUUCUUUUCAGUUACAUUCUUUUUUUUCUCCCACCCUUGUUUGUCAAGUGCUUGGUUUUUGUAUCAUUGUAUGCAAAAAA
Molecule: messenger RNA, 772 nt
Organism: Abrus precatorius (Indian licorice)
Lineage: Eukaryota; Viridiplantae; Streptophyta; Magnoliopsida; Fabales; Fabaceae
Product: photosystem II repair protein PSB27-H1, chloroplastic
Exons: 1
Coding region: 163-681 (172 amino acids)
Biological process (GO): photosystem II repair; photosystem II assembly
Cellular component (GO): photosystem II; chloroplast thylakoid lumen
Source: RefSeq, a predicted model, not a curated record